Mastomys coucha (southern multimammate mouse) is the source of this 1971-nucleotide messenger RNA. RefSeq names its product UDP-glucuronosyltransferase 2A3. Bases 29 to 1618 code for a protein of 529 amino acids. The transcript is spliced from 6 exons. Gene Ontology annotation, molecular function: UDP-glycosyltransferase activity. Lineage: Eukaryota; Metazoa; Chordata; Mammalia; Rodentia; Muridae. The record is from RefSeq and is a predicted model, not a curated record.
UGUGAACAGAAGGUCUUUGAUUUCCAGGAUGCCUGGGAAGUGGAUUUCUGCUCUGCUCCUGCUGCAGAUGAGUUGCUGCUUUAGAUCUACAAGCUGUGGGAAGGUGUUGGUGUGGCCGAUGGAGUUCAGUCACUGGAUAAAUUUAAAGAUAAUACUGGAUGAGCUUGUGCAGAGGAGCCAUGAAGUCACUGUUCUGAGACCUUCAGCUUCCAUUUUUGUUGAUCCCAAAAAAUCGCCUGGUAUUAAGUUUGAAACUUUUCUUACAACUCUCAGUAAAGAUGAUCUGGAAACUUAUUUCACUAAGUUUGUUGAUGUAUGGACUUUUGAGAUCCCUAGAGAUUCAUGCUUAUCAUAUUCUUUACUUCAAAAAUUGUUUAAUGAAUACUCUGAUAUUUAUCUAAGUUUUUGUAAGGAUGUUGUUUCAAACAAACAGCUCAUGACAAAACUCCAGGAAUCCAAGUUUGAAGUUCUUUUAUCAGAUCCCAUUAUUCCCUGUGGGGAGCUUAUAGCCGAACUGCUCCACAUUCCUUUUCUGUACAGUCUUCGCUUCUCUCCUGGAAACACAAUGGAAAAGUACAGUGGAGGACUUAUACUCCCUCCCUCUUACGUGCCUGUAAUUCUAUCAGGAUUAGGUGGCCAAAUGACAUUCAGAGAGAGGGUAAAAAAUAUGAUAUGCAUGCUUUAUUUUAACUUUUGGUUCCGGACAUUUAAGGAGAAGGAAUGGGAUCAGUUUUACAGCAAAAUUUUGGGAAGGCCAACGACCUUAGCUGAGACAAUGGGCAAAGCAGAAAUGUGGUUCAUCAGAUCCUACUGGGAUUUGGAAUUUUCUCACCCAACCUUACCAAAUGUUGAGUAUGUUGGAGGACUCCACUGCAAACCUGCUAAACCCUUGCCUAAGGAAAUGGAAGACUUUGUCCAGAGCUCUGGAGAGCAUGGUGUGGUGGUGUUUUCUCUUGGCUCAAUGGUCAGAAACAUGACAGAAGAGAAGGCCAAUGGAAUUGCAUGGGUCCUUGCCCAGAUUCCACAAAAGGUUCUUUGGCGAUUUGAUGGCAAAAAACCAGCUUCCUUAGGACCUAAUACCAGAAUCUACAAGUGGCUCCCCCAGAACGACCUUCUUGGUCAUCCAAAAACCAAAGCCUUUGUCACUCAUGGUGGAGCAAAUGGCCUCUAUGAGGCAAUCCAUCAUGGAAUCCCUAUGAUUGGCAUUCCUUUGUUUGGAGAACAACAUGAUAACAUUGCCCAGAUGGUAGCCAAAGGUGCAGCUGUUGCAUUAAACAUCAGAACAAUGUCAAGGUCAGAUUUGCUCAAUGCACUGGAAGAAGUCAUUGACAAUCCUUUAUAUAAAGAGAAUGCUAUGUGGUUGUCAACCAUUCACCAUGAGCAGCCUAUAAAGCCCCUGAACAAGAUUAUCUUCUGGAUUGAGUUUGUCAUGCGCCACAAAGGAGCCAAGCACCUGAGACCACUUGCACACAACCUCACCUGGUUCCAGUACCAUUCUCUGGAUGUGAUUGGAUUCCUACUAGUCUGUGUGGCAGCAAUUGUAGUCCUUACUGUAAAGUGCUUCCUGUUUGUUUACCGAUUCUUUGGAAAGAAGGGAAAGAAAAUGAAGAAUGAGUAGAGCUCAUUGACAAUGCAUGAGUGAAAUUUCAGCAUCAUUACAAUGUAUAAACCACCUUCUAACCACUCACUGAUUACUUUAUCAAGGCAAAUCUUCUUGGUAAUUUUGUACCAUGAAAAUGUAUACAUAUAUACAUAUAUGUGUGUAUAUAUGUGUGUUUACUGAAAAUUAAUCAAAGAAUUAAAUCAUUUAUUUUAAUAUUUAAACAAUUGAGUAUAAAAUGAUUCACAUGCAUAGAAAAUAUGGAAAAUGAGUAUAUACUUGACAAAGUCAUAAAAAUCAAAAUAUUGCUGCACCUCUACCCAGAGCAGAUCUGCCCACCUGCUCCCCUUCCACAUUCUACAGCCUGCCUG